UAUUUACCGAGAUAUUUUCGAGACUUCUCGGAGGGGUUUAAUCAUCGGAAUAUCUCUAGCAUCAUUCUAGUCGAGGAUAUGGCGACAGCGAGCAUGAAACAACAGAAAAAGAGAUCCAGAAGAAGAAUAGCCGCUGUAAACUUUUUAUCAAAUAUAUCACUAGAUGGCACCUAUAGGGAUACAAAAUACGCUUUAUUCAACCCUAAACAUCAACGAUUGAAAGAUAAUAUUGUGGAAGAAGUGGAAAAUCAUGUGAAUGAAUCAUUUGCAGAAGACCUUUGCGAUGAUGAAAAUGAAUCAAGUUUAAAAGGAACUCGAAAAGUAUCCGCUUUUUCAGCGGUUGAAAUCAGUUUGCCAGAAAAUAAAUCCGUCCAGAAAAACGAGAAUGGGAAUAUGUUACAGCGAAAACUCUCUAAAGGAAAACGGGGAAGUAUUGCUGUCAGCAUUAUUGAGGAACGAGAGAGAUGGAAAAGGGAAUCAGGACUGGGCUCCUCUCAGAAAGACAUUCCUGACAAACCAGAUGAAAAGUUUCCAAAACAAGAAGGCAGUACGGUUUUCCAUGGAAAGGAUCUAAGGCAAAUGAGUGCUGAUUCUAGAAAAUUGCUCUCAAAUGAAAGGUUGAUAAUAGUGUCAAAAAAGAAAAACCCCUUUGUUGUGUCCUCCACCUUGAUGUACAGUCGUAAACCACAGAUUCGCAGAGAUGAUGAGAUAUUUGCCAGGGCCCGUACUGUGUCGGGCUCCAGGUCACUAUCCCAAGAGGGACUGCUCUAUCUAGGACUACAUGCUUUAGGGAGAGUGGAAGAAGGACAGGAUAUAUCAUAUGCUGAUUUUCUGGUUCCCUCCAAAACACACUUAAAGCGAGUCUCUUCUGAGAGAGGACCACUAAAUGCCAUGGAAUUAGUUUCCCAGAGCCAAAAUUUGACUGCAGUUCCAGAGGAGACUGUGUGUGACUGGUAUGACCCUAACACUCUGGAUGACAGAGAACUGCAAUGUGGAAGCUAUAAAACCCUGUUAACAUUUUCUUCUUACAUGACAUCAGUGAUAGACUAUGUUAGACCUUCAACUCUAAAAAAGGAAAUCAAUGAAAAGUUCAAGGAGAAAUAUCCAGCUAUUCAACUUACCUUGACCAAGCUCAGAAGCAUAAAAAGAGAAUUAAAAGUUAUAGCAAAUGCAAAGUGUGGUCUGGACCUAUGGAUUGUGGCCCAAGCUUAUGUAUAUUUUGAAAAACUGAUACUGAAGCUGAUAAUAAACAAACAGAACAGAAAACUAUGUGCUGGUGCCUGCCUUCUUUUGGCAGCCAAACUAAGUGAUAUCAAGGGUGCAGAGCUUACUAAGCUCAUUAUGCAAACGGAGGAAGAUUUCCGACUUCACAGGAAGGAGCUGUUGGUGUUUGAGUUUGCUUGUCUUGUGGCCUUGGAAUUUUCCCUACAUAUCCCAGACACAGAAGUGUUUCCUCACUAUCAGAGACUUCUAUACCAAUCCUGAGCCAGAUCAACCAAAGACAAAACCUCACUCAUUACCACAACAUCAGCUCAUCUCCCCAAGUCAAAACUUCAAUCAGAAGUUUCAGUAUGUCACAAGUCAACACGAAACUUUACUAAUCCUGACUUUUUAAAAAGGUUUAAAUCUGAGUUUUGUAGUAUUGUCAUUUCUUUCUUCCCUGAAAAUUUUAUGGGGAGUAUAUAGUCGCUGUCAUAUCUGUCCAUCUAAGCUCAUAUCUCUUAAACCUUUCAUCAGAAAUUGAUAUAAUUGAUCACAAAUGUACCUUGAGACAAGGACUUGUGGACCAAGGUCUCAAGGUCAUUUUAGUAAGGUCACUCAGAAUAAAAAAAAAACUUCCUUAUUUCAACAGUUUUUGAUAUAAAAGUUCCUGUCUUCUAAACCUUUAAUCAGAAAUUGAUCAUAUAAAUUGAUCACAAAUAUUCCUUGGGUCAGGGGACUUUUGCACCAAGAUCAUUUUGAAAAGAUCAAGGUCACUCAGAAAAUUUAAGGAAUUAAUAACUAUUUUUGAAAGGUGUAGUCUCAUAAAGGUCCGCUAUUGUGUUUGCAUACAAAUUGAAUACGUUGAGUUAGCUGUUUUCCUGGCACUGCACCAAAAAUGUCAACAAAAUCAAUGAUGCCGAGUUUCAAACAAAUUCUAUUUCUAUACCCUAGAAAUUUGAUGAUCCCGAGUCCAUUUCCAGCAUAAAAAAUGUUUCUUCUGCUGCCAUUUUCAAAAUGGCCACCAUAUACAGAAAAUAUUUUGAAGUGUUAAAAUCUCUACAACAUUUGGGUUCAGGGGUCAGUUUAGGGUCCACAGUUCAUUUCUAGCAUCAGUAUUUCUUUCCAAUCAAAUUUUUGAAAUGUUUGAAACCAAGUUUGUCGGAUUUCAACCAAAUUUAGUUUCUAUGGUGAAUUGAGGAUCCCGAGUCCAUUUCUGGCAUCAAAAUUUUGACUUGAGUCCAUUUUUUACAUAUAGAGGAGUUCUGGGACAUUUAUGUUAGCAUUGCAACACAGUUAUAAAUUGUUAUUAUUAUUUCUUGAGACAUUUUUGUCAAGAGUGUUCUCAGAAACUACUCAAGGGGUUAAGAUGAAACCUUUUUAGGAUGAUAGUAUAGCAUUUCUAGAAGUGCAGAAUAAAUGUCGUUUUAUCUGAAAAUGCUUGCAUAUGCAUUGGAUUUUUGGUCUACAAACUUUGUAAUCAGUCUAACUUUUUCAUUCUUUAAUGAAAUCAUUUGAUAUUUAUAUCUUGAGUAUAAUUUGAGACACCUAAUUGAUUGGGUCACCAAAAUUAAAAUUUUGCACGUGCAUGCACAUGUGCUUCAUUUUGAUUGGAUAAUUACAAAAACGUAUUUAACUCUUCUAAAUAAAGGAAAUAAAAUGAUAUAGGUGACAUUUCAAAAUUCUAUAGAUUGAUGUAAUAAAAAUUGCAAACGCACACGUGCAUCGUCUUUUGAAUGUUUAAUUCUAUUAAUGACCAUGACUUUUUUCUUUUCAUCAAAAUAUUUUGAAAUUUAUGUUGUGAAUGUAUCUUUAUACUCUUAACAGAUUUUUAUAGUCAGAAUUACUUUGCAGCAUGUGCAUGCAGGUGUACUACUAAAUUCUGAUUCAAUGGUUUUUAAAUCACCAAAACCUUAAUUCUUAUAAAUGAUGCAAACAAUAUGACAUUCAUACUGUAAGUAUAUCAUUCAACUCUAUUGAAUGGUGUCAACAACAAGGCUGAGUCAUACUCACAUGAUGUGCACAUGUGCAUUGCUUUUCUUUCAUUUUUCAGGUACCAAGAUGGUCACAACUUUCUACUUAAAGAUUCAAAUGCACCCCAGGUCUGUAGGGGUGGUGCAAAAAUUUACCAUUUUUCAAAAAUCUUCUCUACAACUGUACAUGUGCAAGAAAGACUAAAUGAAUAGUGAUGUAGAUCAGGAAGGACUCUACCGAAAUUGUAAUUUUUUUCAUCUCCAGGGUAGAGGUUAUGACUCCAUAGCGGGGCCAAACUUGGUAUAUAGUAUUUAGGCAUGAAAUAUUUUUUUAAAAACAUUAUCGUUAAUGCUCUGAUUCUAAAUUGAAACUAAAUGGAUAUUUAGAAUGAGCAGGUAGUCCUUUACCAAAAUUGUAAAUUUCAUGAUCCAAGGUUUAGGGGUUUUGGUAUCAGAAUUAGGCCAAAAUGGUCUGUGAUUAACUAUGUUAAUACUUGAACAUUUUAAACAUUUUCUUGUUAAGUACCAUUCCAUUUCUGUUGAAAUUUGGUAUAAAGCAUCUUGGGGGGGGGGCAUAAAUUGUUAAUUUCAGGACAUCUGCAUCUCCAUGGCCUUAGGGGUAGGACAAACACUGCCAAAUAUUGACCAAUUUUCAAAAAUCUUCUCUACAACCGCACAUGUGUCAAAAAAAUUCUAAUGCAUAGUGAUGAAAAGCAGGAAAGUCUCUACCAAAAUUGUAGGAUGGAGCCAAAAUUAUUAUAGUGAUUAUUGUCUUUAUCAUUUGAAAGAUUAAUCCUUAAGUUUACUGAUAUGGUGUCAAAUUUAGGAAGAGCAGAAAAGAAUGUACUAUGAAUUUUGGGUUUUUGACUCUAGGACGGGUACAAAUUAGUCAUAUUGUGUUAAUGUUACAUACAUUGUAUAGGCUGUAUAGGCACUUUCAAGGGCAUUUAAGUUUUUUAAGAACACAUCUUGUUUAUUACUAUUAUUACUGUUGCUGAGUAUUAGAAUUUACCAACAAUUAUAGCUUAGAUACUUAGAACAGGAAUUUUUUUUCUUGAUUUCAUAGCCUUUGGGACUAAUGAUACUUUUAACUAAUACUCAGGUGACCGAUAAGGACUGUGGUCCUCUUGGUAGUACACUGACAUUGGAAUCAGUCUUAAAAAAUUAUUUUUCAAUGAAAAUGUCUAUAUUGAGUCUCUUCAUUGAUUGGCAUGGUCAAAAUCAGCAACUUGCAUGUCACAUGUCCACAUAUGCUUCAUUUUGAUUGGAUAAAACUAAAAUGUCGAUAACUCCAUUAUAAAUAAAGAGAAUGAACUGAUAUUCUCAACAUUGGUUAAUAAUAUAAAUAUCUAUAGAUUGAUAUCCUAAACAAUGCUAAUGCACAUACACAUACAUUGUCUUUUGAAUGUGUCAUUCUUUGAAAAAUCAUAACCUUUUUGUUCUUCAUGAAAAUCAUUUAUAUUUGGUUGUAGAUGUAUGUUGGAACUCCUUACUGUCUGCUGUGGUCAAAUUUACUCACCGUCAUGUGCAUGCACUUGUGCUAAAUUCUGAUUUUAAAAUUAUUCACAUUUUUAGCUCGUCUGAGCUAAAAAGCUCAAAUGAGCUUUUCUGAUCACCUUUUGUCUGUCCUCUGUCUGUAAACUUUCACAUUUUCAUCUCCACUGGGCCAAUUUCAAUCAAACUUGGUACAAAUCAUCCUUGAAGGGGAUGCAAGUUUGUUGUAAUGAAGGGCCAUGUCCCGUUCAAAGGGGAGAUAAUCAUAAAACUGCAAAAAAUAAGGUUGGUCAUUUAAAAAGAACCUUCUCAAGAACCACUGGGCCAUAAAAGUUGUAAUUUAUAUGAAAGCUUCCUUACAUAGUGCAGAUUCAAGUUUGUUAAAUCAUGGCCCCUGGGGUUAGGAUGGUGUCACAAUAGGGGAUUAAAGUUUUACUUGCGAAUAUAUAGGAAAAAUCUUUAAAAAUCUUCUCAAGAACCAAGGAGUCAGAGAAGUUGAAAUUUACAUGAUAACUUCUGGACAUAGUGCAGAUUGAAAUCUGUUAAAACCAUGGCUCCCAGGGUUAGGAUGGGUCGACAAUAGGGGAUAUGCGUAUAUAUAGGGAAAAUACUUCUCAGAAACAACUGGGCCAGAAAAGUCAAAAUUUGCAUGAAAGAUCCAAGUUUGUGCAAACCAUGGUCAUCAGAGGUAGGGUGAAGCCACAAUAGAGUAUCAAAGUUUUACAACCAGAUAUAUUGGAAAAAUUUAGAUUCAAGUUUGUUCAAAUCAUGGUGCCCCAGGGUGGGAUAUGGCUACAAUAGGGGAUCAAAGUUUUGUAUGCUGAUAUUUAUAUUGGAAAAAUCUGAACAAUAUCUCUUGAACUAUUUAAGCUAGGGCUUACAUUAUACAUUCUUUACGGCAAAACUUUUCAGAUGAUCCAAUGGUGUGUGACCUGGAAGUUUGACUUACUGUUAAUAAAAAUCUGACCUAUUCAAUAUUUUCUGAACUAUUUAAGGUAAAUCGUUGUAUAUAAAUUUCUCACGGCAAGACCUUCAUUUCAUAUCAUGUCCUUUGACCUUGUCACCUAGAACUCGGGUGUUUGACCUACUUUUAAGAAAACAUAACUAUUAAGUAUAUCCAGAACUAUUAUAGGUAGGGCUUUCAUAUUUUUAAUGUAGGUUCUUUAUGGCAAGACCUUGUGACAAAAUGGUGUUUGAUCUUUUGACCUUGGAGUUUGACCUACUUUUUAAAAAAAAAAUGUCCUAUCUAAUAUCUCAUGAACUAUUUAAGGUAGGUUCCUUGAUUAUUGUUUAGUGUCCCACUCCAGAAUUUUUCACUCAUAUGGAGAAGUCACCAUUGCCAGUGAAGGGCUGCAAAAUGCUUGGUGCUUACAGCAAUAGAUGAGGGAGGAACCUUUAUUGUGCCACACCUGCUCAGUUUUUGCAAUCUCAUCCAAAGAACUGCCCCAUUUACUCGCCUCUUAUGAUAAGCAAGGGGCACUGAGGACGUAUUCUAACCUGGAUCGCCACGGGAUAUUAAAGGUAGUGCUUUCAUAUUUUGUAUAUAGAUUCUUUAUGGCAAGACCUUUUUAAACUUUGGUGUUUGACUUUGUGGCCUUGAUCUGGAAGUUUGACCUAAUUUUGGUAGAAAUCUUACCUAUUCAAUAUCUCCUGAACUAUUUAAGAACUUUCUUGUUAUGCAUAUGGAUCUCCUAUGACAAGAUCUUUCAUAGCAUACCUUGUGACCUUAGUCUUAACCAGAACAGCAAGAUCAUAUAAGUCAUGUUGAGGUUGAGGCAUCUCUGUGCUAUGUGAAUUCAUUUCAGUUAUGUUUUGAUCCUUUGGGGCCAGGUAGGGGCCACAAUAUGGAGUCAACAUUUUUCAUGGGAAUAAAGAUUGAUGAAAAAUCUUUUAAAAUUAACAACAGCUGAUCAAAUGCAGGGCAAAAGUUCGGGUGAGCAAUGUGGCCCAUGGGCCUCUUGUUUGAUUUUGAUAAUAAGUAAACCUUCUAUAAAUUUCGUGUUUUUCAAUUAAUUGGUUUGACAGAUUGGCAAGGUGAACGUUACUGACCACUAAGUGCAUGCAUGCUGUGUUGAUUUUGAUUGGAUAAUACAUUAACCUGUACAGCUUUCCAAUAAAUGAAGGAAAUAAGAUGAAAUUUAUACUGCAUAUAAUGUAAGUGUCUAUUGAAUGAUUCGAUAUAUUUUACUAGAACAAAUUGCACCACUUUUUAAGGGGGUGUUGGGGGUGUGUGUUGUGUUUGGGGAACAUCCCUAAUGGUCCCCAUUACAAUUAGAGCUAUAGUUCUAUAUUCAAAUGAACGAGAUGCAAUUAUUUUAAUUUCUAUUUAUUCAUUUUCAUCUUAUUGAUAAUAAUUAUAAAUUUUGAGAUUUACUAAAAUGGUGUUGCAAAAUAUUUUGUUACUUGUGUAAAUUUUAUGUACAUGUGUGUCAUUCAUGUUCAGUGCAAAGAGGGCCAGCAAAUUAUUACAUGUACAUGUAUUUGUUUUUAAUAUACAUCGCUUUAUGCAAGUUAAUAUGUUUUAUCAAUGUUUCAAUGAUAAAUUACAUGUAUUGUCAACAUUGAAAAAUAGGAACAACAGAGUGGUGUCUAAUUUACCAAAAAUAUGAUAUUUUUGUUGUUGUUGAUAUUUUAAUCUCGUUAAAAACACAUUUUGCAUUCUCUGGUCUAUGUACCUUUAUUCUCCUAGAGGGUAAACAGAGACCAAAACUCUGAUGUGCAAGAAUAAAAAAACAAACUAUUGAUGCUUCUAACAAACUGCAUGUAACUGUGAUAGACUUAAAAUAAUCACAAGUUAUAAUCCAAAUGCCAUAUCAUUUUAUUCCACUCAAUAGUGAUCUCAUAUAUCUGAUUAAAUCAGAAUGUAAAUAUAGUUUAUUUAUUUAAAAAAGAAACUUCUAGAUGCAUUGUAUAUCAAUGUGAUAGAUAGGUAGAGAGUGAAUUUCAGAAAUAUUGAGCAGACUAAUUUUACCUAGUACAACACACUUGAACACACUCAUAUUAAAAAAAUAGUUCAUGAAUAUUCAUUAUAUUAUGAGAUAAUCAAAGGGAUGGGGGAUUGUAUUUUUUGAUAUAUAUUUGAAGGUGAGUUAGUCUAUAUAGUGCUUGUUGACUAUGUGCUCUCUUAAGUUAUUCUCAGGAAGACACCAUACUCGAGUUUCAUUGUAAUCACAUUCAUUAACAUUUACACCAUGUACAACAAUGCCUAUACUUUACUGUUAUGCUGGUUUGUUGGGUUUUUUUUUCAAAGAAAGAAAAUGAAUAUAAAAUUAUGUUCUUUUAUAGACAAUGAUAUUUUCUUUUGCUCAAUAGUAAAACAAUGCUGUGAUAUUAAUAAUUAUGUUGUAUUGAACUGUCAGUCAUUUUCAAAAAAGUUAUUUGGAAAAUAUUUUGAAUACAAUAUUAUUACAUAAAUCCUCUUUGGAUGGAUAAACUGACAUGCAGACUGAAAGUUGUUUUCAGGAGAUGUUUAAACUCUGUAAUUCUUUGACUUGAACGAAAUACUGAAUAUUGUUUAAUAUUGUUUGUCUUUUCCCAUUCCAUUGUUGUCACAAUGUAGUAAAACACUGUAAAGGCAGUAAUGACAAAAACGCUGGCAAUGGAAUACUGUUUAUAACAAAGUGAAUUUCAUUCCCUGUGAUUUACAAAUAUUGAUAUAGAAAAAAAAAAAUUGGAUACAUGUAUAACAAAUACACAGCAAAGUGUGCCAAGUGCAUUGCACAUUUUGCUGUGCUUAUAACAAGACAGAAUGAGUUGUCUUUGCUUUGGAUUAGUUUAAUGUAUUGUAAAUUGUCUCAUUCUGAUGAUGCAAGUCACAUAACAAGACAUGGGAAUUCUUUUCCUUGAUGUUUUUUCCCUUGCUCUUAUUUGUAUAUUUUACUUGAACUUCACAGACUUACUUUUCACUCUGAUACUGUCUGUCCAGAUAGAAUGUACCAUCUUUUCUGUUUUUCAUUGUUUUAUUUCUUUGAAUAAAUUGUUGUCAAAAUGUUUGUAUAGAUAGUGUACAUUUACACUUUCAUUAUUUGCAUGAGCAAACUGAUAUAUAGUCUUGUUCACAUUUCUCAAAAAUAUUUCUUACACACUAUAAAGAUUUGGUUUGCAAUAUGAUAUCUAUUUAGGAAUGAAGAUUUUUUUUUUUUCAUUACUUAAAUGUUUGUAUAUUUAACAUUUUAGUACAAAUCUAAAAAUAAUUUUGCAAAGCCCACAUUUUUCACCAUUGGUAAAAUUUAUUCUAUAUUUUUUUAUAUUGACCACUGCGGCACUGAAUCUGGACAGGCAGUAGAUGUUCACCAUCUUUCCAACAUGCAAUGGUGAAGUGCAAUAUUUGUUUUACGAACGACAUUUUUUUGUGAGAGUGCACAUCUGCAACAACCAGUAACUACACGAUCACUUUCAAUGAUCUUUUAGUUUUUAGGGGUGUGGCUGUAACUUGUAGUAGAUACAAAAUGUAUGUGACUUUUGCAUUUUCUUUUAUCGAGAUAUUUUAUUCAGCCAUAUGAAUAUGCAUUUAUUACUCGUGAGAAAGUUCACAAACCAAUGUUAGUUCACAAGUUUAUAACCUCUACUUAUUCAUUCAUACAAGAUGUGAAAUGUUAAGAAAUGUUUUUGUUAAAGAUGAGUAAUACAGUUUUUCAAUGAGGGCAAUGCGUAUUAAAAUGUAUGUGAUUAUCUGUAUAGUAUUUUUGUGCUACUGUUAAUAUACAUUGAUUACACAUCAGACAUUAAAGUUGACCAAUUUAGA
Messenger RNA from Ostrea edulis (European flat oyster), 9411 nucleotides. Its product is annotated as CDK5 and ABL1 enzyme substrate 1-like. The record is from RefSeq and is a predicted model, not a curated record. Lineage: Eukaryota; Metazoa; Mollusca; Bivalvia; Ostreida; Ostreidae. Bases 79 to 1485 code for a protein of 468 amino acids. The transcript has 12 exons. Gene Ontology annotation, biological process: regulation of cell cycle.